AUGUUUCUUUCUUUCUAUGUCCCAAGCUGGAUUUUACUUCAAGAACCAUGUACCGCCACUGUCUCGCUGGCUAUCCCGCACUCCCCUACAACAAUCAGGAUAUUUGCCAGUAGCUUGGGACACAACUUGAGCAUCUUCACUGCGAAACAAGAGGAAACUGAACAUGUCUUCCUUACCAAGAACCAGCCACAUCAGAGUGGUGUUAUGUCCAUCUAUGGCUUUAAUUCCGGGGACGUUAAAGACGAAGUUGCCCCCGAUGGACACUCAAAAACAACCAUCACUGCCACCGUCAAUGAGAAAACGGGCCAAAUUUCAUCAUUCACAAGCCGUGUGCAAAUUCUAUCUGAGCAAUCUAAAGAUCUACUUCGGGAUGGGAGUGUGAUCAAACAAUCCUUACGAUCACCGUUCAACUAUGCUUUGUCUCUUGAAAAGGGUCCAAGCUUCAAAGCCAACUUCCCUGCUCCUGUUUUGGACUCUACUGCGAAAGUGCGAAUUGCUCGCAAGUCAUCUUACCUUGAGCUCGUCGCAGACAUUGCUAAGUCCACCGACUGGUCAACCUUGCGGUCCUUCAUGUAUCCAGUAUUCUUGGAUUCGGGAUCACCUGCUUUGUGGAAUAUGCCACACGUCAAUCUCUCAUCACUUCCUACCAUAGACCUAACCAAUCCUUCCUCUGAACGUCUGAAAUGGCUACGAGUGCAUCUCCCAACUAUGUGGUCCGCAUCAGAGACUGCCCUGAAGUUUAACCCUUCCUUGUCGGCUUCACCGAAUGCCCGGGCCAGAGUGGACUUCAAGGACGGUUUAUUCCACAUCUUUCUAGGCUUCAGUGGAACAGCCGGUCCUCAGGCCUCCGUCUACGGUAUCGACUGCCCUGAAGAGAAGGGCGUGCAAAUGCUGAUUUUCGUAUCGAAGAUGCUGCUUGAUGUGUCGAAUCGCACUGUUGUUCUUGACGCUGCAGUUCUCCCUCUGUACAUUGAUCUCAUGCCGGAAAUUAUGCCUGCUCUGCAAGAGAUGGCGAACAGCAACUAUGCUCCCAAAUCCAUCCGCACCUCCAAAGAUGAGCUUUAUCUGUGGAAGGAAGCUCUGCCUGCCUGGACUGAGCGAUGCCGAUCGUGGGCUCACAGGCCCAAUUGCGAGUACGUUGCAACGGGGAAAAUUCCACUCUCGAUCAAAUUCGGGGGAAGAGUUCUGUGCUCGUGCGGGGAGGGCACACUACCAACUGAUUUUAUGCCCGAAUUUGGUGGGUGGGAAGAUCUUGCAAAGCACUGUGUGCGGAUGGCCAUUUCUCCAGCUUUUGCGUCAGCACUUGUUGACAAGCCCAUUGAUUUAUCCGUACUUUCAUCGGCUAGCGAUGAGAGUGGUCAAGAUUUGAACAGCUGCCAGGUCUGUGGUAAGGACAAGGAAGCCAAUGGUUCGGGUUUGAUGAAUUGCUCGCGAUGUCAUAAAGCAAAGUACUGCUCGAGAGAGUGUCAGAAGGCGCAUUGGAAGAAACAUAAGAAGGUCUGCAAAGCGGAUGGAAAGUGA
Messenger RNA from Penicillium samsonianum, 1521 nucleotides. Its product is annotated as zinc finger MYND domain-containing protein. NCBI's taxonomy places the organism in Eukaryota, Fungi, Ascomycota, Eurotiomycetes, Eurotiales, Aspergillaceae. Gene Ontology annotation, cellular component: nucleus. The transcript has a single exon. The coding region runs from base 1 to 1521 and encodes 506 amino acids. Gene Ontology annotation, biological process: regulation of transcription by RNA polymerase II. The record is from RefSeq and is a predicted model, not a curated record. Gene Ontology annotation, molecular function: DNA-binding transcription factor activity, RNA polymerase II-specific.